Colletotrichum godetiae is the source of this 2036-nucleotide messenger RNA. Its product is annotated as hydantoinase/carbamoylase family amidase. The coding region runs from base 418 to 1791 and encodes 457 amino acids. The transcript is spliced from 4 exons. The record is from RefSeq and is a predicted model, not a curated record. NCBI's taxonomy places the organism in Eukaryota, Fungi, Ascomycota, Sordariomycetes, Glomerellales, Glomerellaceae. Gene Ontology annotation, molecular function: hydrolase activity, acting on carbon-nitrogen (but not peptide) bonds, in linear amidines.
CGGUGUGUCACAAUAGGGCGGUAGCUAAUUAGUCCGUAGAGAUCGGUUGAAAUUGACUCAGCUUAGCCAAUAUCCUCCCUCACCUCAGAUCCAGAGAAAAUGUCAUGAAGGGCGUUCAAGGCGUAGAAAUAUGACAAUUAGUGGGUGUGAACGACGUCUGAUUGGCUGACAUGCCAUAAUAGCUGCUGAAUGCCUCAUCCACGGCUGCGCUUCGCCGGUGCGAUACCCCGGUUUCGGGCGCAUUUGCCGGAGACAAGGUCCGGGGUCAGGGCCUUUGCCUAUCUCUCUUCACCCUCCUACAUCAACCCAACUGCGUCUGCCACCAUUUACAAUUGACAGAGACUCAUUGGCUCUCACGAACACGGGAUUGCAGUGUGUAGUUGUUAUAUUGAGUUUCUUAAGGGCAUCGUUUUCACCAUGAUCGCCCGCCUCAGGCCAGUGCUGUGUGUUUCCAGCCAGAUGAGGUCACUCUCAACCGCGCGGGGUUCCUUAUCUGGACUCAAGAUCAAUACCGACAGGCUUCAAGAGACGAUUCAUCAUACCUGUCAAUGGGGUGCAGAACAUCGAUAUGGAAAGGGUGUGACAGAAACGGGCAUGGCCAGACUGGCGCUGUCCGACGAUGAUGCUCGCGUUAGAAAAUGGUUCGCUGAUGAGGUAGCAAGCCUUGACUGUGAACUUUCAAUUGACGAGAUGGGGAACAUGUUUGCGAAACGUCAAGGGACGCUCAAGUCCUCCGCCCCGAUGACAGCCAUGGGGAGCCAUCUUGAUACCCAGCCCCGCGGUGGCAGAUAUGACGGUAUUCUCGGCGUUCUGGCCGCUGUGGAGGUGAUGAGAACACUAAAGGACAACAACUUUAAGACGCAAUUCGAUGUUGGUAUCGUCAACUGGACCAACGAAGAAGGCGCCCGUUUCCCAAAAUCGAUGAUGUCCUCCGGUGUCUGGGCAGGUGAAAUCCCGCGGGAAAAGGCCUGGGACUUAGGCGACAUCUUCGACCCUUCUGUGACCGUCAAAUCCGAACUGGAACGACACGGCUACAUCGGUCCCCUCGCCUGCUCAAGCGACGCAUCAGCUGGAUACCCUCUGGGCGCGCAUUUCGAGUUGCACAUCGAGCAGGGCCCCAUCCUCGAGGAGAACGGCAGGAAGAUCGGCGUCGUGCAGGGCGCGCAGGCGUACCGCUGGUUCACCUUCACCAUCACGGGCCGCGACGCGCACACGGGCACCACGCCGUUGAAGUCCCGCAGGGACCCGUUGCUUGCGGCGUCAAAGAUGAUUGCUUCCUCCAAUGCCAUCGCGAAAGAGCUCGGGGCCUUGGUGUCGACAGGUGUUCUCAAGAUUCCACCAAGCUCGUCGACCAACACUAUCAUCUCAGAGGUCACAUUCACCCUCGAUAUCCGCCACCCCAAAGACGCAGUGGUCGAAGAGGUGCAGAGGCGAUGCAUCGAGUCGUUUGAAAAGAUCGCCGCGGAAGAUGGCCGCGGGGUCGAGAUGCAGUGGACGCUGGAUACCGAUUCGGCGGCGGUCAAGUUUGAUAAGGAGUGCAUCCAGGCCGUGGAGAGCGCGGCGAUUGGUCUUUUUGGGCCGGACGGCUGGCUGCCGUUGACGAGCGGCGCGGGGCAUGACAGCGUUUAUACGAGCAAACGGUGUCCGACUACGAUGAUUUUUGUCCCUUGCAAGGACGGUGUGAGCCAUCACCCCGAGGAGUAUUGCAGCCCGGAAGAUUGUGCGAAUGGCACUCAGACCCUGCUUGAAGCCGUUGUAAGCUACGACCAUCUCAGAGCUAGCAGGAAGUGAUGGUUAUGAGAGGUUUUGAGAAGGAAAAAUUCACAACUAGCCGUUGGAAUCCUUUUCUACCAGAAACAUGUCAUUUUGUUCAUUCCGAAGACAUAUCACUCACUGGAGAUUUGGGUGACGUGAGUAUCUGUGAGUGAACACUCAGUUCGUGAGUGAGGUCAAGCACAUGCAUUAACUCCUGCACCAAACUAAUCGCAUGAAUGCCCUGGGACGGCCCAAACUCAUGCCAAAACGCUCCAUUUGUA